Messenger RNA from Symsagittifera roscoffensis, 4313 nucleotides. RefSeq names its product sal-like protein 1. The record is from RefSeq and is a predicted model, not a curated record. Gene Ontology annotation, biological process: regulation of transcription by RNA polymerase II. Gene Ontology annotation, cellular component: nucleus. The transcript is spliced from 8 exons. Gene Ontology annotation, molecular function: DNA-binding transcription factor activity, RNA polymerase II-specific; RNA polymerase II cis-regulatory region sequence-specific DNA binding. Bases 346 to 4032 code for a protein of 1228 amino acids. NCBI's taxonomy places the organism in Eukaryota, Metazoa, Xenacoelomorpha, Acoela, Convolutidae.
UAACAAUCAGGAAACAUCUCUAUGGAGAAAUAAAAAGAAUAAAAGCAAGAAUUUUAUUGGCAAAUUUCAAUUCAGUUAGAAAACACUAUUUAGUGAUUAUUUCCCUAUCCAAACUUUAUUCCAAUUCUUAACUAACACAGAACAGAUUGCUAGGUAAAAUCAACCUAAAAAUUCUCAAUCAAACACAAUUACCAAUUCUUUCAGCUAACAAGUAGUGGCUAUCUACCAAAGCUGUUAUGAACAAUCCACUAACUUUUCAUUAAUAUCUCACAAGCAAUUGAAUUAGCGGAAAUCUUUCGAAUUUUUCUUCUGAACGUUGAUCACCUAACUUUUUCACAACAAGCAAUGCAGAGCUCCUUAAACAGUCAGUCGGAUAUAUUUCUGGAUCAGGAAGAGCCAGAGGAAAUCAUGGAAGACGAGUCUGAAGAUGUUGGGAGUCCAGAGUCCCGUGCAACAUUGGACAAUGGUGAUGGCGAAGAUGCGGCUCCUGGAUAUGGCGUCAUGGGGCCGAGCGACGAAGGGGAUGAUGCCCAUGGUCACCAUCCAGAUGAACAACUUAUAAAUGAUUCGUCAAAAAUGGAGAUUCCGUCGAGCGUAAGUGACUCACAACCUCAAAACGACUAUUUUAACCAACACUCAAAGACUCCUGGAGUUCAAAGACACCUGUCAGAUGACUGGAGUGAACAAAAUGGGUCCUCAGAUCUGAAUGCUGAGCAACUUCACGAAGAACAGUCUAGAGUAAAAAUGACACCACCUAAUGCCGAGUUCGUGUCGGAAGUGAAAAUUGAGACGCGACAGGCCGACAACAUUCCGGCUUCGGCUCUGAAUCCGAACCUUCAAAGUUUGGGAAUUGAUGCUGCGACUCAAAAACUACUGACCGAAAAGUAUCUGCAAAGUUACCUAUCAAGCGUGCAAGAUGUAACAUCAACUAAUGCUAGCCUGAAUGCGUAUGCGAGCCUGCAGAACUCACAAAUGCAACAAGAGCAGCAACGUCAAGUUCAACAAGUGACGCAAUACCUGCAAAGUGUGUUUCUGCAACUCGCAAUGGCAUCCUCGAAUAAUACAGCUGGCAACGGGUUGUUCCAACCGGGUCAAAAUACCAAUGGAGGAGGCGCAGGCGCCUUGUUGCACCCUUAUUCAGGUCUUCUACUUCAAAAUCAAUACUCAUCGUUCUCCAACAUGCUCGGAAUGCACCAAAACUUAAACCCCCUGUCGGUCAAUUCGCUGAUCAACAAGCACUCACCCACCAACAACAAUAACAACAACAGUCUCAAAAUCCCCACACAAAUCUCAGCCACAAACAACCACCAGACGUCGCCGCUUGCUUUCAAAAAUGAUCCGCAGUCUUCCCCAAAUUUAUCAUCUCAAUUCUUGUCAAACUUGCUGGGCUCAACGAAUAGUUUACCUCCAAACUACCCACUGACUUUGGGCAUAGGCCAAAGUCCAGUCAUUACCAACCAUAACCCAACCGGUUCAUUUUUGAACUCUGGUUUCAAACCGCAACCUUGGGAUUUGGGAAUCAAUACUGGAAUGGCAAGUUUUCCCCUGUUGAAACGAAAGGCGCAUAUGAGUUCUGAUAUGAGUCAUCCAGCGUCGGAUUUGAUCAUGCCGAAGUUGAUCAAAGCCGAGUCUGAAAGAUCGCCGAUUGACACGAAGAACGUGAAAAAUUUGCCAACUGUGAGCAAUGGAGACAGUCAUAAUUCAUACAGACAUCGCUGCAAGUUUUGCAAAAAGCCAUUUGGCAGUGACAGUGCACUUCAGAUCCACGUGCGAUCACACACGGGGGAGCGUCCUUUCAAGUGCAACAUCUGUGGCAACCGAUUCACCACCAAGGGCAACCUCAAAGUCCACUUCCAGCGACACAAGGCCAAAUACCCAUCCGUGGAGAUGAACUCCAAUCCAGUUCCAGAAUAUCUGGACGCCAACUUUCCGACCCUCCUCUCCUCAUUCCCAGAAAACCCAGUCGGGUCUUCCGGCAAGCCGACACUUCUAAACCCAGUUCACCCUACUUUGAGCCACCUCGGACUGAUAGGUCGAUCCGGUUGCUCUCAGUCUCCGACAACUCGAGCCGAGUGCUCAGGGGCGUUCGAUCGUUGUCCCAGAACGUCGGCAAACCAAGUAAUUGGAAGUCCUCAGAUAUCCAAAUUGGAUCCAUCGGUAUCGCAAAGUCCAGAUAUUUCACCCCUGGCCAUUCUAUCGAGCAUAGCAGACGACCCAAAUUUGAAACUGAAGCUGGCGCAGGAUUUGGAGGCAAUGAAAACGAAAGACGAGACUAGCUUCAGUGAUGACGAAGACGACAGCGAUUCGGACCAGGUGUUCGUUGAUCCCAGUCAGCAGCCGAUCAAUUUGACUACUUCAGCUGGUCAAAACGAAAACAGUGAUGAAGAUGAAGAUUCGUUGGAUCAAAUGAAGCUACCGCCCCUACAGGUUCUACAUGUGAACCCUGAAGAUGGAAGCGACUCGGUAGCCAACCAGAUUGCGGCAACGGCAGCCGAGCAGUACAAGCGAGAAAGUAUCAACCAAUCAGAGUUCUCAAACGUGAACUCAUCAAGUGAGACGAUGAAACUUCAGGCGCUAGUUGACAAUAUUGAAACUAAAAUGGGAAUUCACUCCAAGGAAUUUUCGAGUCAACAUUUGCCGCAGACCGCUUGCGUUUGCAACGUCUGCCAGAAAGUUCUCAGCUGCAAAAGUGCACUGAAAAUUCAUUACCGCAUACACACUGGCGAAAGGCCAUAUAGCUGUGAAAUUUGUCAGCGAAAGUUCUCCAGUCGAGGAAACAUGAAAUUGCAUCAAGAGACUCACAAGGAGUCACACAUGCACCUUAAAAGUCAACAACUGAACCAGUGCCAUGUAUGCUACAUGCACUUCGACACUUCAAAUGCCCUUGACUUACAUAUGAAGGAUCACACCGUUGAAAACACGUACAAAAUGCACCCAUCUCUCCAGGAAACAAGCGAUUCGACUAUUUUGAACUUUUCUUCCUCGUCGCUGAAAAGUGCUUUCGAAAAAAUGAAGCAAGAGAAUGGAGACUUUGCGAUCAACGAAAGCGAGUCAAAACAAUCUACCGAUUCUGACUGUGAUAAUUUGAACUCAAUUAAAACCGCAAACUCGCAGAAUGAAGGUGAAAACUCAGAUGGGGCGGAAAUUUAUUCGAUGCUAAAUGAGGACGAAGAUGAAAAAGGUGUGAAAAAAGAGUCGGAAUCGCCUCUUGGAUAUUCAGGAGAUUCUAGCAGAGUUUCGCCAUCUGAGAACUCUCAGGGUCAAAAUGAAUGUUCCCCGCAUCAGUUUUAUCCCGUUGGUAGUUCGGCCAAACAACACGUCUGCUUAACAUGCUCGAAGCCAUUUUCAUCGGCAUCAGCACUGCAGAUACACACACGUACUCACACAGGUGACAAGCCGUACAAGUGUGCAAUUUGUCAACGGGCUUUCACGACGAAAGGUAACUUGAAAGUUCACAUGGGAACUCAUAUCUACAAUGGACCCAGUAGACGAGGGCGUCGAACUUCAAAUGACCCCGUAGGUUUGAACCCAGUCGGGAUUCCCGGGAUCGAUUCGGCAUCCGCACCCUACUUUCGUUCCUUGCCGGUAUCCAAUCAAAAUCAACUUGUCGCUAAUCCGUCAUCAAUUUUAGCAGCCGCUGCUGCCGCUUCGAGUUUGUUUCCUUUCUACAACGUCCAACCUGAACUUAAUCGGAACCUGAAUCCGAGUGUGAACACUAAUUCUGCUGGUUUAAGUUCACGAUUUGAUUUCACACUUCCCACAUCGUGGGGUAAUGAUGCAAUGAACAAGUUAUUACGUAAUACACCUGGUAACAACUCUGAAGCAAUUGCUGCGUCACAAGCUAGUUACAUAACUUCGAGCAACUUUGUCAAAAAAGAUUUUGAACCAAAAGAUCGAAGUAUCAUCACAAGCCCUAAUCAAGCUACUACAAGCGUUUCAAUUGCUAACACAAACUCUUGCUUCCCUAAAUCUUGUGAAAACCAAAUAUCUGCAGCGCAGAAUAGUAUUUUAAAUGCCCUUUUGAAAACCUGACCUAAAUGACAUUUUGUCCAAAACUUAGUUCUAAAUUUUGCGUGAAAUUUAUGCAAUUUGUACAGAAUCAGCAAAAAAAAUUAAAGCGCUUUAGCGUUUACUUUUGUAGCUUCUUUAUCCUAACUUCUCGUAUAAAAUUGUAUCUCAAAUCAUCUUUAUCUAAAUCACAAAAUCUCACAUUCCUAUACUUUAUCUAUUUGUUUGAUGUUUAUUUUAUUUUGCAAAACACUAAAAAUUGUGUAUUCGAACUUUAUUGCACUAAAUUCAAGUUAAUAGUUGAA